Ogataea philodendri is the source of this 3483-nucleotide messenger RNA. RefSeq lists its product as uncharacterized. Lineage: Eukaryota; Fungi; Ascomycota; Pichiomycetes; Pichiales; Pichiaceae. The coding region runs from base 1 to 3483 and encodes 1160 amino acids. The record is from RefSeq and is a predicted model, not a curated record. The transcript has a single exon.
AUGACCGACUUCAAAUCCGACACUUCUAAAGCAAAGUCUUGGGCCUCAGAGGCCGAAGGUGCUGCAUCCCAUCAACCAAUUGAUGAUCAAACACCUAGAUCUGUUCACAACUCGAACGUUCCUGGUUCUUUCGAUUUCCAGUCGUCUGGGGACAAGGACUACGAUAACGCUGCUUACACAUCUAAAACCAAGGCAGAAGACCCAUCUUCUCCUACAUUCAAGGCCAGCGAAGGUCACGGAGAUGCUCAAAACGAACCUUCUUUGGCUAACAAGCUGAUGUCUGCCAUUGGAAUUGGCGGUGGCAGCACAACUAGCUCAGGCUCCGAUUCUGCUACCAAUGCCGGUACUGGAGCUGGUAUCAGUAGCAGCGGUGGUAACCCAGAGCAAGAUGCCGCUCAGAACUCUAUUUCUACAAAGACCUUGGAGAAACAAACCGGAAAGGCACAUUCUUAUGUGGACAAGGACGGUAACGAGUUUGAGGUGAUUCCUACGGACAGAAACGUCAAGUACUCUUCGCUCGUGGACCCUGUUGUUGACGAGAGAGAUGUCUCGCAAACCAAGCAAAACGUCAAGGAUAUCUCGCAGGACAGACACGGAGCUGCAGACAUCAAGUCUAAGAAAGACUCCAGCUACCAACAGGGAAAGGACCAGACAUCUGGCGAUCGCACGAAGACUCACGACUACGCAAAGGACAAACACGGAGAUUACGCCAAGGAUCAGACCUAUGGGAAGGAUGCUACCUACGGUAAGGACGCUACCUACGGACAGCAAUCUUAUGGUAAGGAUGCUUCUCAUGGACAGCAAUCUUACGGAAAAGAUGCUUCUCACGGACAGCAAUCUUAUGGAAAAGACUCCAACUACGGACAACAGUCGUACCACGAUACCUCUGCCAAGAACUUGGGUCCUGCUGUGGCCGGUGCUGGUGUUGGAGCUAUGAGUGGGGCUCCUGGUCAGACCUACCAUCUCAAGCAAAACGAGGUUCUUGAGACUCAAGAGGGAUACGGAAAGCCUGACUCUUACAAACAGCAGCCUUCGUCUUACGAUAAGAAGGCUAGUUCUGGCUACAACACCGCCCAGGGUGCCGGAAAAUCGGACAAUGUUGGAGUGCACAGCUCUUCUGGAAACGCCGCUUCUUACGGGAAGACUAGUUCUUUGGAUCAGGACCCUGUUCACGGUGCUACUGCUCCUGCUGACUUUGACAACUCGGAAAAAGCUGCUGCCACCUACGGUGGAACUCACCAGAAGAAGAGCAGCACUGGUAGCCAUCCAGGUGGUGUUGGUGCUGGCGCAGUUGCAGGCGCUGGUGCUGGUGCUGCUGGCUACGGUGCUUCUCACCACAAGAACAACAGUGCAGGCUCUGAAGGUGAGAGCGGUAAGUCCAAGAGCAAGUGGAGCAACGUUUUCGGUAGCAAGAAGGACAAGUCUGACACAUCAAGAAAGACAAGCUCCAACACUAGCGAUCCAUCUGGAACUCAGUACGGAACUGUUUACCAAGAUGUUCACGAUGAUAACCUAGCUACCAGAAACGUUUCUGGAAAGACCGACACUUCCAAGCUUUAUGAGAGCGAGAAGAAAGGUCAGCCAGAAAUCGCUCAAUUGCAAGCUCAACAGGGAUACACCUCUGCUCACGGAGGCCACUCUGGCACAGGAACUGCCGCUGGUGCAACUGCUGGUGCUGCUACUGGUCUUGCUGCUGGCUCUGCUACCAAGUCUCACGGUAAGGGUGAAAAGUACGACUCUUACGGCAAUGACUACAAAUCUGGCUCUGGCCAAGAUACCGCUUCGACCAACGAGUUGAGAGGCGCUCCUGGAGUCACAAAGACCCAGAGUGACCCAUACGCCAGCUCUUAUGGUCAAACUGGUCAAACUGGCCAAGCUGGCCAAGCUGGUGCCCACGGUGCUUCUGGCACUGGUUCUGCUGCUGGUGCGGGAUCUGGUGUGUCUGGUCAGAAGGAGUACGGAUCUCUGGAUCCUAACACCAAGAACACCGACUAUAACAAGAUCGGCUCCCAGGCCAAGGACUAUUCCCAGAAGGGUGCUCAACAACUGGACAAGUCUGGCAAAGGAGAGUAUUCCAAGUACGUGACUGGUGCUGGGGCUGGAGCUGGAGCUGGAGCUGGCUACUUAGCUGGAAGACAGGCAAAGGGUAGCCACAAGGAGUCCGCUGGUGAAUCCUCAGGAAAGACCGGCCAAUCUUACGGUUCUGAUGACGCUUAUGGUAAGUCGGGCCAGCCUGAACAAACUUAUGCAAAAACCCAGGGAUACCAAAGUGGCCAGGGUUACCCAUCUCAAUCCACCAACCAGGAUUACGGAUCUUCCCAGGGCUACCAAAAGGGUGGUAAGGGUGACUACGCCACUGGUGCAGGUGUUGGAGCUGGUACUGGAAUUGCUUCUGGAUCUCAAAGUGAUCCAUCUGGUGAUUUUGACAAGCUGAAUCUCAAGGACAAGACCGGAUCCGGCUCUGCUCAGUCAGGACAAUAUGGCCAAUCCGCUCAAUCUGGUCAGUACGGACAAGCUGAUCAGUUUGCCCAGUCAGGAAAGACUGCCCCUGCUGCUCACGGAUCAGGAUCCAAAGGCUUUGACUACGACAAAUUAGGUUCCCAGGCCAAGACUGUUGGUCAGCAAGGAGGCAGCCAUUUGGAUAAGGCAGGUCUUGGCGAGUACUCUGGCUACGCUACUGGUGCAGGUGCUGCGGCUGGUGCUGGUGCAGGAUACUUGGGAACCAGAGCUGCUGGAAAAUCCGACACUUCUGCCUCUAAGGAUCAACAGUACUCGCAAGGCGGAUACGAGUCGCAGAACUCAUCAGGAUACGGUUCCGGUGCUCAACAAUCGUCUGGCUACGGAUCUGGUGCACAAUCCGGAUACGGAAGAGAAACCCAGGGCUACCAAUCUGGUUCUCAUGGCUACACUGCCGGUGUUGGUGACACUCACCCACACCAGCCUAAGGGCGAGUACACUGCAGGGGUGAGGGACGAUGAAAGAAACGUGCCGUACACGUCUGGAUUUGAUGACUCCACUGCUCCUCAUGGACACCACAGCCAUCAGGGCUACCAGAGCUCCGGCCGCGGAGCUGCUGCUGGUGGAGGUGUCGGCGAAGGCCCUAGAAGUCAGGGCGCUGCUGCGGGCGGAGGUGUUGCCGAGACAAAAGGCCACCCUAGUUCUGGUGCUGCUUACCAAGGCGGAAAGUCCACCAGCGGCGGUCCACACGUUCCUGGUACCAAGGACAAUGUUUCUUCUCCAGGUAACGCUUACUUGAGCGAUGACCAGAACCACCUGGCCAACCAAGCCGCGACUGCUGCAUCCCGUGACGAGCGGGUUGGUGGUGCUAGCGCAUCGUCUCCUACGAAGGGUUCGAACCAAUAUGGCAACCAGUACCCUGACCAAGACGAGUCGAACACCAAGAUUCUAGACUGGGACCAGGUCGACAAGGCCCACCCUCAAAAGGAAAAAUUGAGCACCAAGAUCAAGAAGAUUUUCAACUGA